Molecule: messenger RNA, 1375 nt
Organism: Pogonomyrmex barbatus (red harvester ant)
Lineage: Eukaryota; Metazoa; Arthropoda; Insecta; Hymenoptera; Formicidae
Product: UPF0415 protein C7orf25 homolog
Source: RefSeq, a predicted model, not a curated record
CGCGGAACGCGGCCGUCGCUGCCGCGUGCGAACGUGCGGAGGACGUCGCUUGUCGCCCAUCGACCAGGGGUCCGUCACGAUGGAAGACGAGAAUAAAUUACUUCUGGGUCUUGAGGAGAAGGUCGCCAGCGGCCGCGGCAUGGUCGAACGGUUGAAACUCAUGGAGAAGAUUGACGGGGUGGACAAACUGAUACGGAAGAUUCAGCAAGAGAUAAAGUUUCUGGAAAAGGUGCAAUGUAUGGGAAAUUUGAAGAAGAAACAUCUAGAGAGUUCGAAUUUGACUCAUCUUGAUGCAGUGGUAACUCGACUGUCCUGUGCAAAGAAUCCUGUCAAUGUGAUGAGACCCUUCAAGUAUCAAAAAUCACGUUUAGAGGUUGAUAUAGUAUGUAACAAUGGUGCUUCAUGGGUGAAGGUUAUAGCGAGAAACGCCAGAGCACUGACUCUGAUAUCUCUUGGCAAUGGAGAAUAUGGACAGAAAUCUAUUUUAGACCAAGCCAAUUCGUACCUUAUGUGCAGUAAGUGUCAUCUAUACCACUAUAGGCCGCCAGAUGUGAUUUUUCAUUUUGCUUGCGGCGUGGAAGUUCCACUUGCCUUGCAAUUGGAGCAAAUGGGUAUAAUAGUGGAAGGAGAUCGGAUAGAUACAGAUGACGAGAACUUGAACAAACAAGGUGAACUGGAUUUCUUCACAGAUUCUGCAAAUGAUUCCGAAGAGGAUUUGGAUAUGGACCUGCAAUCGAUAAAUACGUCUGCAUUAUCAACGGAAAUCAAACUUCUGAAUCUAGACGUAUCGACACUAUUGGCUUAUGUUACAAAUAUGUCUAAUGGCUAUAACAAUUUUGUCUAUCGGGAGCCAUUACUUACGAAACAAGCAGAGAUGGAAAGAAUACGGCCUAUAAAACCAAUUCUAGAAAAUUUAUUUCGAGACAAGGAUCUUAUGAUUUGUCAGACGGCGUAUAACAAUUUUACGAAUAUCAUUGAUACUAUCGGUGGUCCGAAAGAGACGCAGCGUGCUCAAGAAUUGUUGAAGAAAGUCCAUAUUGUCGACGAUGUGACCACUGGACGAAUCAUGGAACUGCGCUUAGGCGGUAAAAUUAAAGAUCGAUCGCGAUUGAUUUUCUCAACGGGCGAAAAUAUGAAAAGCAUCACUGUUUCCGCUAAUGAAGGAUUCGUAAGAGCGGCGCGUAUGCAGGGUAUCGAAUGUACAGUUUUCCUACACGAACCAAGGUCUCUGUCGGAAAGCAAAGAAGGUAAUGCAACCACUAUACAUUAUACCAUACAAUCACACACACCACAUACUACCACAAGUAUAGAGCAAUCUUGAUAUUGUUUAGAACAUUUAGGCAAUUGCAAAGAAAAUAUAUUCUGGUAUUAGGCA